Symbiodinium sp. CCMP2592 is the source of this 695-nucleotide messenger RNA. The record is from the annotation of a GenBank genome assembly. Lineage: Eukaryota; Dinophyceae; Suessiales; Symbiodiniaceae.
AUGCUCUACGCAUGGCUUGCUGUUCCCCUGGUGGACAGUGUUCGUUCCUGUCCUUUGGCAUUCCACGGUAGAGAUGCCAAGAUUCCUCACACAUUGGUCUUGCAGCAGCUGCCUGAAGGUUUCAAGGAUGGUGACUCUUGUGAUGUUUUCUUCCAACAUGAACUGGCCCUCCAGUUGCUUCGAAUGAAAGCAGCAGAGGAGUGGUCCUUUCACACGGUGGAGUAUCGACAGAGUUCUUUGAAGAAUUUUUCAGUCCUUCGCACGUUGCAGCACUUGGGUGCUGUUGAGGUUCCUGAACAGGCUGCUGCAGCUUCGUCCAGCAGCGCGCAGCCUGCGAGCGAGGAUGUUGAUGCUGAGUUCUUUGAUUCGCCCUUUCUCAAGCUGUCAGCCAAGCUCCCCAGCGAACCGGUGUACCCUGUGGAUCCAAAGGCAAACAAGCGAGGAAGGGGAGAAAAAAAAGGUGUCGACCGGUCCGUGGAUUCCGACAUCGAGGCCGACUUGCUCUUCGGCGGGGAUGGAGACGACGACCCAAGUGAAGACAGUGAUUUCGACGACGGAGAUCCGGGAGAAUCGGGAGAACCGGGAGAACCUCCCGGGGCUGGGUCGUUGGAUGGGGCUGAUCAUGGCCCACAAGCACACAAGGCACACGAGCAAGCUACGGAUAAAGCUUUGUUGGCGAGCAUCCUCGGAUCCAG